Messenger RNA from Punica granatum (pomegranate), 3529 nucleotides. The record is from RefSeq and is a predicted model, not a curated record. NCBI's taxonomy places the organism in Eukaryota, Viridiplantae, Streptophyta, Magnoliopsida, Myrtales, Lythraceae.
UAUCAUCAUUCAUCAUCAGAUCGACCCAUUUCAUUUCCCCUUUUGAGAUCCACCGGAGAAAUCAGUCAAUCCCUCUUCUUCAUUAAGAUCUCUCCCUCUCUCUGCUGAAUUCGACUGAUUCGAGAUACUCAUCACCAUCAAUGGCGCUGCACAGAGGAGUCAUGAUUUGAUCCCCAUUCAUCUUCCUCCCGGAAUCGGCUCCUCUGGGUCUGUUGAUGCGUGUGUGCCUGGGGGAUUUGAGUGCGUGAACGCUGUCUUGUUGGUGACAUGGCUUGGUUUGGUGGGAGAGUGUCCCUGGGGAAUUUCCCCGAUUUGGCGGGGGCGGUCAAUAAGAUCAGUGAGAGCGUCAAGAACAUGGAGAAGAAUUUCGACAACGCUCUGGGACUCGAGGAGAAGCCCGAGUCUCAUGGUGAAGCCUCAGGUAUGUGGCCAUCAACUGACACAAAAGUGUUAUUUCAACCUGUCAUGGCCUUUAUGGGGCAAAAAGAUGAAGAAAAUACUGAUGAAUCAGCACAAGAGAAUGAACCUCCAGAACAUGCUAAACAAGUUAAGGACAAAGAAGUUGAAACUGAAGGGUCGUUGGCUAGCAGCAGUGAUAAAGCAGCGCCUACUAAAGUAGAAAAUGAAGAUCUCAGAGUGAAAAGUGAUGUCGAACAGACGGAAAAAGCUGUGGGAUCAGAUACGAAUACUCUGGACAAUCAAGAAGUUAAAUCUGAAUCGCCAUCAGAUUCCGCGGAAUCUCAUGUGCAAAGAGUUGAUGAAGCUGAGAGACCAGAAACAGUUUCUGAGGUACCACAAGAGAGCUUAGAGGUGAAGCCAUCUGAUAGUCCAGUGUCCCAAGAAGAGAAAUCAAAAUCUGUCGGGGAAGACCAUGUUGAGGCUGUUUCUCCUGUGCCUGAUGAAUCAAGUAGUUCGGUUGAUGUAGAUGAGGGGUCUUCAAAGGAUACUACAGUAGCAGAAAAGACUGUAGAGUCUGUUCCACUGGAUCAAUUAGAGGUACGAGACGGUCAAGCUGGAGUUGAAGUUGAGCCAUCGGGUUCACCUAUCACUGUUGCAACAGAGACUGAAAGUGUAGAUGUAGUUCAAGGUGUUAACUCCUCCAGUACACCUAUUGAAGAUUCUUCUGACAUGGUGCCUAAGGAAACUGAUGCACUUGCUAAACCAGUUGAAAUAAUACCACAGUCAAAUGCCAGUGACACUGAUGUCAAGCAGCAACAUCGUAAAGCAGCAUCAGAUGUUUCUGAUUACCCAGAUACUGUGCAAGAAUUAGAGAAGGUAAAGAUGGACAUGAAAAUGAUGGAAACAGCAUUGCAAGGUGCUGCUAGGCAAGCUCAGGCAAAAGCUGAUGAGAUUGCGAAGUUGAUGAAUGAGAAUGAGCAACUAAAAGCUGUGAUUGAAGAUCUGAAGAGAAAAUCAAGUGAGGCUGAAAUUGAGUCUUUGCGCGAGGAAUACCAUCAACGGGUUGCAACUCUUGAAAGAAAGUUAUAUGCUCUGACUAAAGAAAGGGAUGCACUUCGAAGAGAGCAGAACAAGAAAAGCGAUGCAGCUGCCCUUCUCAAGGAAAAAGAUGAAAUCAUCAAUCAGGUUAUGGCUGAAGGUGAAGAGCUUUCCAAAAAACAGGCUGCUCAAGAGUCUACAAUUAGAAAAUUAAGGGCUCAGAUUAGAGAGCUUGAAGAAGAGAAGAAAGGGUUGAGCACCAAGCUUCAGGUAGAAGAGAACAAAGUGGAGAGUAUCAGAAGGGACAAGACAGCUACGGAGAAGUUGCUGCAAGAAACGAUUGAAAAACAUCAAGCCGAAAUUUCUGCCCAAAAAGAAUUCUACACGAGUGCUUUGCAAGCUGCAAAGGAGGCUGAAGCACUAGCUGAGACACGUGCUAAUAGUGAAGCUAGAACAGAGUUAGAGAGUCGUCUCAAAGAGGCUGAGGAACGAGAAGCUAUGCUAGUUCAAACACUGGAAGAAUUAAGGCAAACGUUAAGCCGAAAAGAACAGCAGGCAGUUUUCAGGGAAGACAUGCUACGCAGGGAAAUUGAGGAUCUCCAGAAACGCUAUCAAGAAAGCGAACGCCGUUGUGAGGAAUUGAUUUCACAAGUUCCAGAAUCUACAAGGCCUCUACUAAGGCAGAUCGAAGCUAUACAGGAAGUGGCUUCUAGAAAGGCAGAAGCUUGGGCUGCUGUUGAGAGGUCCCUCAACUCUCGGCUGCAGGAAGCUGAAGCUAAAGCUGCUGCUGCUGAGGAGAAAGAACGAUCUAUAAAUGAGCGUCUAUCCCAAUCAUUGUCUCGUAUUAAUGUGCUUGAAGCUCAGAUAUCUUGUCUGAGGACAGAGCAAACACAACUGGGUAGGUCCCUUGAAAAGGAAAGGCAGAGAGCAGCUGAAAAUAGGCAGGAAUAUCUUGCAGCAAAGGAGGAAGCUGAUACUCAAGAAGGUCGUGCAAACCAGCUUGAGGAUGAAAUCAGAGAACUUAAACGUAAACACAAGCAAGAGUUACAAGAGGCAUUGGUGCAUAGGGAGCUUCUACAGCAGGAGAAAGAGAGGGAGAAGGCUGCUCGAUUAGAGUUGGAAAGGACAUCGCGUGUGCAUUCUACUGUCAUGCCUGAUUCUGCAAUGAAGCAUCCUGUUGAUAAUGGAAAUUUGACCCGAAAACUCUCAAGCACUAGUAGCCUAGGCAGCAUGGAGGAGAGCUAUUUCCUUCAGGCAUCUCUAGACUCUUCUGACAGCAUGUCUGAGAGGAAGAAUCUUGGGGAGGUCAAUAUGAGCCCAUACUAUAUGAAGAGUAUGACACCUAGUGCUUUUGAAGCUACUCUUCGUCAGAAGGAGGGCGAGCUAGCAUCAUAUAUGUCUCGUCUGGCAUCCAUGGAAUCUAUCCGAGAUUCUCUUGCUGAGGAGUUGGUCAAAAUGACAGCACAAUGUGAGAAAUUACGGUCGGAGGCAUCUACGGUGCCCGGUAUCCGGGCAGAACUUGAAGCACUUAGGAGGCGGCACUCAGCUGCACUUGAGUUGAUGGGUGAACGUGAUGAAGAGCUGGAGGAGCUUCGAGCUGAUAUUGCUGACUUGAAAGAGAUGUACAGGGAGCAAGUAAGCUUACUAGUGAAUCAGAUCCAAACGUUGAGUUCAUCGAUGGGUGCGGCAGAGUAACUCAAAAUAUCUCACACCAACUGCUGUAAGGUUCAUUGAUUGGUAACUUUUUGUGAAUUCAAAGUAGUUAUUCUAAAAAUUCCCUGCACCGAACAAUUACACUGUUUGCUUUUUUUCUAAGUUUUUGGGCAUCGAUAAGUAUAAAGAGCAAUAUUCCUUUUUCCUUGAGGUAUGUAUUGUAAUUCACCGGGAAAGUGUUGUAUAAAGCAAAAUCUGAAACAGAUUCCACCACCGACAUCUAAAGAGUACUUAAUCUGUAGAGUGAGGAUUACUUGCCUGUGCAAAUUGAUCUUCAGUUGUUCCUCUUCAAUUUUGGCCCUCUUUUUUUGUGUAAUGUUGUAGGAGCAGGCGACGGUGAAUAUUGUUAUAAUGCUUUAUUUGCAUGGCUUCCUGAUUU